CACCAUACGCCUGAAUCGCGAUUAACUCCGCAGCAUGUGUUACAAUACGGCAAGAGACUCGUUUUAGUGCGAUAGGAUGAGGUCAGCUUCUACUGACAAACCACGCAAUUGAUACAGUCACAGAGCUGCAAAUGCUGCUGAUCGCCAGCACUGACUCCGCUACACUAGCAUGCAUGCCCGGCCACAGUCCUACAUCCCGUUGGCGGAGGCCUGACCGAGAGGUAUUUCAAUCGUGCUCGUCUUCGUUUACCAGGACAACACUACGAUAGCCAGAAGGCUUCCUCCAGCAAUGCAUCUUGAGAUCCACACAGCUGUCGUCCUUCUCCCCUUCGCCCUCCUAAUCCUGCGUCUCCUCACCGCGCUCUACAACGCCCUGGUAUCCCCCCUCCGCGGUAUUCCGGGCCCCUUUUCCGCGCGCUUCACCAAGCUCUGGUACUUCCACCGCGUCCUCCGCGGCUCCUUCCACCACGACAACAUCGCCCUGCACCAGUGCUACGGACCCAUUGUGCGCAUCGCACCCAACCUUUACUCCAUCUCCACCGCAGACCCCAAAACCAUACAAACCGUCUACGGCAUCGGCAGCAAGUUCCCCAAGUCAGACUGGUACGAUGGCUGGGCGAAUCCCAAGUCCGACAAAUACUCUCUGUUCCCGGAUCGCCAUAUCCGGAGGCAUGCGGAGGCGCGGAAGAGGUUCCAGCGAAUGUAUAGUAUGAGCGAGAUGGUGAACUACGAGGGGUUUGUCAACGCUUGCGCUCGCAUUUUCGAUCAGCGGCUGCGCGAGUUUACUUCUACAAGAGACGGGGUAGAUAUGGCGCAUUGGUUCCAGUGCUACGCGUUUGAUGUUAUUGGCGACGUUACGUACUCAGCGCGCUUUGGGUUUUUAGAUGACGGCAAGGACAAGAGUGAUUUGCUGACGGCGCUGCAUCGGACGCAGGUGUAUAGUACGCUGAUUGGGAUAUAUGCAGAGUGGCAUAGAGCGGUUUGGGAUCUGGCUGUUAGGAUUCCUUGGACGGGUGCUAGCGCGCGGGGCUAUUUGAUGCAGUAUGUUUCCGAACAGAUCGAGAGGAGGCAGAGAGAAAGAAGGAAGAAAGAUGCGGUUGAAGAAGGCAAGAAAGAGGAUAACGAGGGCAUGCCAAAAGACUUCCUGGACAAGCUCAUGGACGGACACGACGAGGAUCCGGACAAAGUAACCGCCUACCACAUCUUCAUGAUGGGCCUCAGCAAUAUUAUAGCAGGCUCUGACACCACCGCUGUGACCCUCUCUGCCAUCUUCUACUACCUGCUCCGCAACCCUCCUACACUCGCCACGCUCCGGGCGGAAAUUGCCGACUUCGAUCGCCGCGGCGAGUGCAGUCAUCCUGACCUCUCCUUCAAGGAAAGCCAGGCGAUGCCAUACCUACAGGCCGUCAUUAAAGAAGCAUUGCGUUUGCAUCCUGCGACGGGCCUACCUAUGUGGAGAGUCGUGCCUGAGGGUGGAGCCGAGCUAUGUGGGCAAUACAUGCCUGGCGGCACAGUGGUCGGACUGAACUGCUGGGUUGCGCAUUACGAUAAACAAGUGUUUGGUCCUGAUGUCAAAGAGUUCCGACCAGAACGCUGGAUCGAGGCAGAGAAUGAUGCGGCGAGGCUGAAAGAGAUGAAUGCGGCAUGGAUACCGUUUGGCAUGGGGUCCCGCACAUGCCUAGGCAGGCAUGUGUCGAUGCUAGAAAUGUCGAAACUAGUGCCUCGCUUGGUGCGCGAUUAUGACUUCGAGCUUGAGGGAGAUGAGAAGGAGUGGGAUACGGCGAACUUCUGGUUUGUUAAGCCUGUCGACUUUAGGGUCACAGUCAAAGCGAGGAAGGAGGAUAGUUAACAGGGGUGAUUAGUUAAGGCAUAUGCGGGU
Molecule: messenger RNA, 1879 nt
Organism: Trematosphaeria pertusa
Lineage: Eukaryota; Fungi; Ascomycota; Dothideomycetes; Pleosporales; Trematosphaeriaceae
Product: putative cytochrome P450 pisatin demethylase
Exons: 1
Coding region: 290-1849 (519 amino acids)
Molecular function (GO): oxidoreductase activity, acting on paired donors, with incorporation or reduction of molecular oxygen; monooxygenase activity; heme binding
Source: RefSeq, a predicted model, not a curated record